ACACACACUCUCUCGUGCAAAUCCAAUACCAUAUCUCUUCACACUAAAAUAGUAAAAUUCACUCUAAAACCUAAUUUUAUCCCCAAUCUCCAUACCGAAGCAUCUCCUUAUUUCCUCAGAUUCCCAUCGCUGUUCAAGUUUCAAGCAGAAUUCGAAAUUUUGAAACAUGAAUAUUCUCCGCUUAUCGGAAGAAUUCGUUUCUUGGGAUUUAACUUCUUCCGAGCUUCUUUGACCUAUUUUUUUCUCGGUUUUCGAAGAGGUUUUGGAGAAAGCGUUGUUGGAAGCUGAUUGAACGAGCAAGGUAAUUGUACCUUGUCUUUCUCAAGAACUUAGCAGCUUGCUUCUGGUGCUUGUAUUGGUUCAUAAGUAUUUUCAUAGAUUUCAGUGAAGAUUGAAUUUUUGAGGAGCUAUCAUGGACUAUGGGCUUUCUGAUAGCAGUGGAACAGAUGAUGAUCUUCCUUCUUCACAGCAAAAUAGGUUUCAGAGAGGGGGUCGCACUGCUGCAGGCAAUGGAAGAUCAGCAGUUGUAGGUUCUGUGGGCAAUAGGAGAUCAGAAGUUGCUCCUUUGCCCAGGAUUCAUGGUGGUGAUAUGGAAACACAAAUCCAUCUGAUUGAACAGGAAGCAUACAGUUCAGUCCUGCGUGCCUUCAAAGCUCAAUCAGAUGCUUUAACUUGGGAGAAGGAAAGUUUAAUAACUGAACUCAGAAAGGAGUUGAGAGUGUCAGAUGUGGAACAUAGAGAGCUUCUAUCCAGGGUUAAUGCCGAUGACAUGAUCCGGAGGAUAAGGGAAUGGAGAACGGCAGGUGGGAUCCAGCCUGGAAUGCUUAGUGCAAGUCAGCCUUUUCGUGACCCUUUACCUAGUCCUACAGUAUCAGGAUCACGCAAGAAACAAAAGAUGUCACAAUCUGUAGCUUCACUGUUGAUGGUUGCACCAUCUCCUGCACUGCAUCCAUCUAUGAAACCGUCUUUAUUGGCCUUGAGGCGAGCCCCCCCUACAGGUGCAAAGAGCAAGAAGUCAAACUCUUCGACGCGGUACCCUUCUGCAGGACUUCCUGGCAGACCCCAGGCUUCUAACUGUAUGUUUUCUGGGGCCUUUACAACAAAUGAACCUGCUGAAGCAGCAACAUAUGAUCCAUUAAUUGGAAGGAAAGUUUGGACAAGGUGGCCUGAAGACAAUCAUUUUUAUGAGGCUGUUAUAACAGACUAUAACCGGGUUGAGGGGCGGCAUGCUUUGGUUUAUGACAUUAAUACAGCGGAUGAAACUUGGGAAUGGGUCAAUCUCAAAGAGAUAUCUCCCGAAGAUAUUAGAUGGGAAGGUGAUGAUCCUGGAAUUUCCAAUAGAGGUGGUCGCCCUGGACCAGGCCUUGGGAUUAAGAAGUCCAUGGGACAUGGUGGUGGGGUGGUUGGAGCAGGCAGAGAUAGGGGGAGUAUAAAGGGUCAGGGCAAGAAGGGUUUCCCUUUGGCCCAAAAUGGUGUUGGGAAAAAGGUUUUGGGUGAUAUUGAGAUACUUCGUACAGAUACUUUAAUAAAGGAGGUGGAAAAAGUCUUUGGUGCAAACCAUCCCGAUCCAAUAGAGAUUGAGAAAGCAAAGAAAGUGUUGAACGAGCAUGAACAAGCACUACUUGAUGCAAUUGCAAGACUUGAAGGUGCAUCCGAUGGUGAAAGUGAUGGUGAGCAUCCAUUUCUCACAAGGACAAUCAAUGGUUCAACCAAGGGCAUGGAGAAAACUGCAGUUUGAUGAGAAUGAUUGAAUCUAAAGGCAUAAACAUGGGAUUUUAGCCAGCUUUAUGUAUCCAGUAGAGGUUGCAGAAGCUUUUGUAUCUUGUUUUAUCCUCUACUUUUUUCUAUCAGCUAGGCUAUUACCCUUUUCAUUGUACAUAAAUCUUUUUGGUUAGAAAGUUCAUUGGAUUUAGUUCAUUGUAACUUCAACUUGACUUGUGUCAACUAGGAAAAUGCUUUGUAUAAAUUUCUUAAAUGUUAGUGAAUGAUAUAUCCCUGACCUUGUAAAAA
Molecule: messenger RNA, 2010 nt
Organism: Hibiscus syriacus
Lineage: Eukaryota; Viridiplantae; Streptophyta; Magnoliopsida; Malvales; Malvaceae
Product: protein EMSY-LIKE 3-like
Exons: 11
Coding region: 413-1738 (441 amino acids)
Biological process (GO): defense response to fungus
Cellular component (GO): nucleus
Source: RefSeq, a predicted model, not a curated record